GGAGCAACAGCCGCCCCUGGAGGACCGGAGGUGGGAAGGGUGGGCGAGAGGGAGUCGUUCCGUCCCUUGCCCCUGAGCUCUGUGGUUAAGAUGGCGGCGGCGGAGGUUGAGGAGGCGAGUCCGUGAGGGCCUGUCCGGACCGCGGGUGUGAGGAAGAAGGAGACAGGGCAACCCUGUGGGGAGCCGGGCGCGGCUCAAGAAGUGGUUUAGGCGGCGGCAUGUGAGCGAGAGGAAAAAGCCGAGGGCUCUGGUGGGAGCUCAAGACGGGAGGAGAACGGGGAUGGGCCAGCAGGUGGGCCGCGUCGGGGAACCGGGCGCCGCCGCGCUCCAGCAGCCGGCUUCACAGCAGCAGCAGCAGCAGCCGUCGUCUCUUUCCCAGCCACAGCCCCAACCUAGGAGUCUCCGGGGGAGCAGCAGCACUGCCAGGCCCGCCAACCGGCGGCGAGAGGCGGCCGCUCCCCGAGGCGCCGAAAGCGGCUUCAAUAUCUUCACCCAGCACGAGGCUCUGCACCGUCCCUAUGGUUGUGACACAGAACCCCAGGCACUGAAUGAAGCGAUCAGGUGGAGUUCCAAGGAGAACCUCUUAGGAGCCACUGAAAGUGAUCCCAAUCUUUUUGUUGCACUUUAUGAUUUUGUAGCAAGUGGUGACAACACACUCAGCAUCACCAAAGGUGAGAAGCUACGUGUACUGGGUUACAACCAGAAUGGUGAAUGGAGUGAAGUACGCUCUAAGAAUGGUCAGGGAUGGGUUCCAAGUAACUACAUCACCCCAGUGAACAGCCUGGAGAAGCAUUCCUGGUAUCACGGACCAGUGUCACGCAGUGCAGCUGAGUAUCUGCUGAGCAGCCUCAUUAAUGGCAGCUUCCUAGUUCGGGAAAGUGAAAGCAGCCCAGGACAACUGUCCAUCUCGCUCAGGUAUGAGGGUCGUGUUUACCACUACAGGAUCAAUACCACCGCAGAUGGCAAGGUGUAUGUGACAGCCGAAAGCCGUUUCAGUACUCUGGCAGAGCUAGUUCACCAUCACUCGACAGUAGCUGAUGGCCUGGUGACGACCUUGCACUACCCAGCACCAAAGUGCAAUAAGCCCACAGUCUAUGGAGUAUCUCCCAUCCAUGAUAAGUGGGAGAUGGAACGAACAGACAUCACUAUGAAGCACAAGCUGGGGGGAGGACAGUAUGGUGAAGUGUAUGUUGGGGUAUGGAAGAAAUACAAUCUCACAGUUGCUGUGAAAACACUCAAGGAAGAUACAAUGGAAGUGGAGGAAUUCUUGAAAGAAGCUUCUGUUAUGAAGGAAAUCAAGCAUCCAAAUUUGGUGCAGUUAUUAGGUGUGUGUACUCUGGAACCCCCGUUUUAUAUAGUGACUGAAUAUAUGCCCUAUGGGAACCUGUUGGAUUACCUGCGGGAGUGCAAUCGAGAGGAGGUGACUGCUGUUGUCCUGCUGUAUAUGGCUACCCAGAUAUCCUCUGCCAUGGAGUACCUGGAGAAGAAGAAUUUCAUCCACAGGGAUCUAGCAGCUCGCAAUUGCCUGGUUGGAGAAAAUCAUGUGGUGAAAGUGGCUGACUUUGGAUUAAGUAGAUUGAUGACUGGAGAUACUUACACAGCCCAUGCGGGAGCAAAGUUUCCUAUCAAAUGGACUGCACCUGAGAGUCUGGCCUACAACACAUUCUCAAUCAAAUCAGAUGUUUGGGCCUUUGGAGUAUUAUUGUGGGAGAUUGCCACUUAUGGGAUGUCACCUUAUCCUGGCAUUGACCUCUCUCAGGUUUAUGAUUUACUGGAGAAAGGCUACCGGAUGGAACAACCUGAAGGUUGCCCCCCAAAAGUCUAUGAACUCAUGAGGGCAUGCUGGAAAUGGAAUCCCCUAGACAGACCUUCAUUUGCUGAGACUCACCAAGCCUUUGAAACUAUGUUCCAUGAUUCCAGCAUCUCUGAAGAAGUGGCAGAAGAACUUGGAAGGACAGCAUCCUCAUCAUCCAUAGUUCCAUAUUUGCCUCGAUUACCCAUGCUUCCUUCCAAGACCAGGACCUUGAAAAAACAGGCAGAAAACAAAGAGAAUAUUGAAGGAGCCCAGGAGGUUGUAGAGCAUUCUGCUUCCAGCUCUGCACCAGGUUUUAUCAGAAGCACACAGCAGACCAGUGGAUCCCCAGCACUACCUCGCAAGCAAAGAGACAAGUCACCCAGUGGCCUGUUAGAAGACACCAGAGAGACAACCUUUACCAGAGACAGGAAAGGGGGAUUCUUUAGCUCUUUCAUGAAGAAGAAAAAUGCCCCUACGCCUCCAAAGCGCAGCAGCUCCUUCCGCGAGAUGGAAAAUCAACCUCACAAGAAAUAUGAGUUGACGGGUAACUUUUCAACAGUUGGUUCUCUACAGCAUAUUGAUGGGUUUUCUUUCACCCCCUCCCAGCAGGAUGGGAACCUUUGCUCAUCCAAGUGCUAUAUUGGGGGCUUCACACAGCGAAAUUUCUAUGGUGACGACGGUGGUGGCAGUGGCAGCACUAGCAGUGGGGGAAGCACAAGCACCGGUAGUGGAUGGUCCGGCAUCACAGGGUUCUUUACCCCACGCCUGAUUAAAAAGACUCUGGGGUUACGAGCUGGGAGGCCCACUGGGGAAGAAGCGUCAAAGCCCUUCCCCCGGUCCAACUCAACAUCUUCCAUGUCCUCAGGCCUUCCUGAGCAGGAAAGAAUGGCGAUGACACUUCCCCGAAAUUGCCAUAGGUCGAAAGUCCAGCUGGAAAGGACAGUGUCUACUUCCUCUCAGCCAGAGGAGAACACUAGCAAGUCCAACGACCUAGUCCCUAAAAGAUGUGAAGAAGUCCCUACUUUGACCAGAGACAGACCAAAAGCCAAACUUCUGCCAAGAGGUGCUACAGCUGUUCCCCUCAGGACCCCAUCAGUGGAUGCAGCUGUUUCAGAACAGGACACUCAGGGGCCAAUGGCUACAGCAAGCCUGAAGAGCAAAGAGAAGAACAGCGGGACGCGGCAAGGGUCAGUAGAAGGUGAAGAGAAGUCAGGCUGGCCUUCUCCACCCAAGGCUGCAGCACUACUUCCUACCACUCAUAACCACAAAGUGCCCGUCCUCAUCUCGCCCAGUCUGAAACAUACCCCAGCAGAAGUGCAGCUCAUUGGUACAGACUCUCAGGGGAAUCGGUUCAAGCUCUUGUCUGAGCAUCAGGUCACUGCUUCCAGCGACAGGGACAGGCCCAGGCGGAUAAAACCAAAGUGUGCCCCACCUCCACCACCUGUCAUGAAGUUCCUACAACAGCCUCCUUCCUCAGAUACAACAGAUGAGUUUAAUAAUGGGAUGUUGGUACAGCCUGGACAAGAAGCCAGCGAGGGCAGCAAAAAGGCAGCAGCAGCAUCUGUCGGUGGAAAAGCUGGAAGGCCCAUCAUGCCUCCACCUCAAGUGCCUCUGUCAUUGUCUUCCACCUCGCCUGCCAAAAUGGCAAAUGGUACAGCAGGAGCCAAAGUAGGACUGAGAAAGACCAAACAGAUGACUGAGAGAAUCUCUGCAGACAAAAUCAGCAAAGAGGCUCUGCUGGAGUGUGCAGACCUCCUUUCGAGUGCCAUUGCAGAACCCACCACAAACAGCCAACUGGUGGACACAGGGCACCAGCUGUUGGAUUACUGUUCAGGCUAUGUGGACUGCAUUCCCCAAACACGCAACAAGUUUGCCUUUCGGGAAGCUGUGAGCAAACUGGAACUCAGCCUGCAGGAGCUGCAGGUGUCCUCAACAGCUGCUAGUGUGCCCGGAGCAAAUCCUGUACUUAAUAACUUAUUGUCUUGUGUUCAAGAAAUCAGUGAUGUUGUCCAGAGGUAGCUACUGUCAAAUCAUCUGGUUAGGAGGAAAAAAAUGUAUACCAAGUGGAGGGAGAAGGGUCAAGAUGACUCCUUCUGAUGUUUUCCCCUAUCACGAUGCUUUUGAAAGGAAAGACUGAUACUUGAGUGAGUUUUAUGUGAAGUACCUCAAAUCAUUGAGCUCUCAUGUUUACAGGUUCAUCUCAGUACAUGGGACAGAUAAGGGGGAAGCCAAGCUUCAUGCGGGUCAGACGAUUUGCAGGUGAGGAAGGGAAAAUGUCAACUUUCCCUAGCCAGAAAACACUUAUGCAAAAAGUGGGACUUCUGCUCUCAUUCCACUUCCAGAAAGUAGGAGAGUCAACAAGAGAGCCUUUGUUUUGGGAAGAGCCUGCUGUUCUCCACUGUGUUGUUCAGAUGACCAGAAUUAUGGGAGUGGGGCUUCCCUUUCUGCACUACUGCAUGUUUGGACCUUCUGAGCUUGUGAUAGAAAGGUUCAGAGGCUCCGCUGGAGUUGACUGACCUUCCCAAGAAGGAGAGAAUUUAUUUUGGGGGAAGGUCUUUGGAGCUGCUGGAAGUGGUGGAUUAGUUCACCUGGCUUAACUUCCACAGUACAUUGUGCUGCUGUAAUAAGAAUGGCAAAAAACAAUAUUGAAACACAUCCUAUUUUUUUGUCAUCCUUUUCAUAUGUUUUACCAUCUACACAUCCAGUCCUUCACAGCUUCUUGAGUGAUGAUUGGGCAGACUUGCUACUGGAUGUCUCUCUCUCACACACAGACUCUCUCUCUCUCUCUCUCUCUCUCUCUCAAACUGGCUGUCAUCACCACUUGGUAGUGUAGCAUGGGUAUCUAACCUGGCACUCAUUGGAGGCGUUUCGGCUGUAGCACAAAUUUACCAGUGUGUGUCCAAAAGCUGUUAUGUCUGUUUUUUCUCCUUUGAUAAACUUUGAGGGGCCACCCUGGAUUAAAGGCACUGCAGAAUGCUGCUGUUGCUCUCUACAUUCCUUUUUUUAUUAUGCUGACCCUAAUCCAGCUACUUUUUGAGGGAACCAGAAACCUGAGGCCAUAAUAUCUACUGCUAGGAUUACAAAUGGGCUCUUGGGAGUACCUCAUGAGAUGAAUUACUGUACUGUUCAUAUUCACAUCUAGAACGUUUGUCCUGUUCAGCAUUUCAAGAUACUAUUUGGUUUUCCUAGAAAUGCCCUCGAUGUGUAGCAUCACUGGAGGGGGGAGGGUGAAAUUGAUGUCAGUGUCUGGGAGAAGGCUAAAGGAAGAAUGGUCCCCACUUGCCUAUCACACACUUAAGUGUUGAUAGAUUCGAGCAUGUUUGGGGCUCAGUUUAGACCAGCACAGUGAAUCUUCACAUGGUGGGGGUGUUUGCAUGACCCCCUUUUUGCAUCCUGCAGAUAACAUCACAUGCUGCGGAUGCCCACUUUUUCCCUUUUUGAGCAGAAAUAAUUGGACAUCCAUAUGUAUUGCCUGGAAUAGUAUGACACAACUUGUAUGGUGGGGUUGGGGGAUGCCCACUCCGUCGUGCAGACAGUUGUUGCCACAUAAUGUGAGCCAUGGUUGCUCAUUCUGUCUUCAUCUAUUCUUCUCUCUCCCCCAGGAAAUUCCCAGAUUGUCUAGAUAAUACGCAGAUGUUAUCUACCUGUUGAUUUUUACUUAUGUAAUAUAGGUAAGGUCUACAGUAUGCUGCUGUUCAUGAGACAUCUCUUUAACAAGCUCAAGAACAUGAAACCACACUCUUACCUGCUGUGCAGCCUUUCCCAACCAGUGUGCCUCCAGAUGUUGUUGAACCACAACUCCCAUCAGCCUCAGCCAGCAUUGCCAAUGGUCAGGAAAGAUGGGAAUUGUGGUCCAAUAACAUCUGGAGGCACACUGGUUGGGAAAGGCUGUGCUAUAGUGUAUAGAAAUCCUUCUUCUACACAGCUAUAAUUCUAUCAGUGCUGAAGUUACCAUACUGAAGGGUUGAGAGAAAUUGAAUUUGCCCUGGUAAGUAUAUUUCUUAGGCAUGGGGAGAAUUCCUGUUCACAGAAAUCCAGCAAAUAAAUUCAGCACUUACGUGUGCUCCAAAGAUAUACUACGGGGAGAGUGGGAGGGAUGUAGUUCUUGGCUGGGACUUGAAUGGCCUUUCCACCCUAUGCUAGAGAAUUCCACACUCUUGUUCCUGCACAUUUGUCAGUACCUUCUCCUGCUUUGUUCACAGCAUUGGUCUAAAAACAUUCAGGGUCUGAUUUGCUGUGCACCUUAAUCUUUUUAAAACUUGGCCAUUUUACUUUUAAAAUGUUGAUACUUAAAAUUGUAAUGCUGUGCUGCUUGUUUUUAUAUUGAAUCCUGGUGAUGGUAGAAAGGUAUGAAUUUGCCACUCUUGGGGCUUUAUCUUUAUAAAAAGCAACUUCUCCUAGUGCUUAUUUGAGAACUAGAAUGACAUUAACUCUGCGAAAUUGUUCUUGCUUCUCCAGUGGGUGCAUCGUUAUGGAAAAGUGAAGGGGACCAGUUUGCUUCUCAGUCCAGACUGAGUGAAUCAAAAGUAGGCAAAUGGAGAACAAUCAAAUAUAAAGCAGGUUUUGAUUUGUUGAGAAUACUGAAGGAUUCCCCAGGCUCAGGCAGAGAAAAUUGAUGGGGAUUUUAGGCAAAUGCACAGGGAAGCAGAGACCAGUAUCCGUGUUUCUCCCUCUACUAGUUCUCUGCUUAUAUCUCUUCUUAAUGGCAUAUUUCCCCUAAGAGUUGGAGGGGAAGAAUAGCAGAAACUAGCCACUAAGUAGAGAUAAGCAGCCAAAGGACAAAGGUGACCAGUGGUUUAUAGCAUCAUAGGAGUUGGAGGAGACUAUGUUGCCAUCUGGUCCAACCUCCUGCUUAAUGCAGGAAGUCUAAGGCUAGAGCACCCCAACGUAAUGACUGUCCAGCUUCUUGAAAACCUCCAGCGAUUGAGAGCCUAGCAUCCCCAUAGGUAACUAGUUCAACUGAUAACCUACUCUUAUUACUAUGGUGUUUCUCCUAAUAUUCAGCCAAAGUCUGCCUUCCUAUAACUUAAGCCGUGCCCUCUUGGGCAACAGACAACAAGUCUUUGCCUUCUUCUGUGUGAUGGCCCUUUAGGUAUUUGCAGAGUGAUAUCAUAUUCCACUUUAGCUGCCUUCUGGGUUAGUCUAAACAUACUCAGUUCCUUCAGCCUUUCUUCACUGAACUUCUUUUCCAUGUCCCUGACUAUCUUCAUUGGCAUCCUCUGACCCCAUUCCAAUUUGUCUCUGUUCUCAGAGUGCAGAGUCUCGCCAGAACUGGCUAGGGAUGCCAGCACCCCAGGGGCCCCACUGCUUAUGCCUGCUCUUGUCCCCUUUCUCCGGCCUUCCACAGAGGCCCAGAGACUGUUUUUCCUUUUUACUGUCACCUGUAGCAGUGGCACAGGCACAACUAUCAGUAGUCUUCACCUGCACCAAGAUUCUUUUGAUGUAUUCUUGCUGCCUAUGGCAACGACGCAGCCGAAAGUAUCAUUGUCUCCAUCCUACCAGUAUGGUUUCCUCGCAAUGUCCCCCAUUCUGCAUCAAAGUCAGGGACAUUAUGGGAAAACCAAAAUGUUCAGCAAAGUAGCAAAGCCUUUUUGAAAAAAGCCACUGGACUAUGGAGAAACGCUGAAAGGGGGCCAGCAUAGUCAUUACUUGUGACCCACCAUGUGUUUCCUAUGUAGGAACUCCAGCACGGGCCUCUCCAACCUAGAGAUCCUUCACUCUCAUCCCCUUGAACAUUUAAUCUUCCCCGUUAAAAUUCUUGGAGAAAACACUGCACUAGCCUGUCUCUCUUGAGGAGCUUCACAACUCUUAACAGUCACAGCCUGUCUUAAAUGGUAGCUUUUCCAAUGGUGAGUAAUGUGUAGCCUGGAUUCCAGCCAUCUGUGCACAUUAAAGUAGGGACAAUAUAGACAUAGACCAUUUUAAACUUAGCACAAUUUUAUUCUAGAUAUUGUUUAACUUCUGCAUAGACAAGCCUAAAUUUUUGGAGGGAUGGACCUGAACUGCCCUGCAUAACCAUAGUUGCUCUGUGCUAAGCAGUUACUAGAGAGUACAAGCACUGCUGCAGCACCCCCUUCUGCUACUUAUAGGUAAUGCUGUGUGCAGGUCCAGUGCAGAAGUCUGAGUAAGACUAUGCAGCCAUAAUUUCAGCAUAUUUUAUAUCUUGGCCCUACAUAAGCUUUUUUUCCCCAAAGAGCAGCAUUAUGUUCCCUGUUUCAGGUUUCUUCUGAAGUAAGGCAACUUUGAAAGAAAUAUAUUUUGGAUUGGACUGAACCUCUUGAGCACCAAUACUCAAAAGAACAGAGGAACUUUUAUGCUUUUGCAUAAGGUUAGAAAUUGUCAUCUUUGAGCUUCCUUGAGAGGUUCUAUAGCAGGUUUCCCCAACCUGAUGCAUACUGGCUGAGGAUGAUCAUAGUUUUAGUCUAAAAUAUCUGGAGGGCAGCAGGCUAGGGGAGGCUGUUCUUCAGCAAAACAAGAGGAGACCAGAACCCUCUUUUAAUAGCUGCCCUGCCAAAGAUAUGAGUGAUGACUAGUGUCUCACAAAUGAACUUCCCCUUUCUUUCAUCCUUCCUGCUUGCCCUCCCCCCUCCCCGAAGAUCUGCUUUGGAGGGCUGAAGGAUUCUCUGGAGCAUGUUUGGGGGAUGUGGGAGGAGAGGAAGGGGAAGUCAUGUGGCACAAGUAGAAGUCAGUUGCACUUGUUGAUGGACACAGUUGGAUGUUAUCCAUAGUGCUUAAGAAUAUGCUAGUUCAUCUGUAUACAAUAACACAGAGACUCAAACUUUAACCAUAUUUUGGGGUUUGUUUUUUAAAAUCCUCAAUCCUUGAUAUUACACUUUUCCCUUCCUUCCUUGUCAGUCUUGCUGCUGCAGGAUUGUGAGGGACAGGAUGGUAUAUCUAUGCCAAUCUGCACUCAGAGCUCUUGUUGCUCAGUGGCUGUUGUCUAUUUUGAGUGAAAACAUUUCACCUGUUAGAUUGCUAUUUCAGUUUUCCAGAACUAAACUCCCCUGAAAUGACCCUGGGAUUAUCUACUACAGUUAUUUAUCUUCCAGCCACAAACAUUUUGGGGGCCUUACCUGCUGGUGUUGAAUCCCUCUGAAUUGUUCUGCUAUGGAUUAUUCAGUGUAGAAAAAGAUGCAACUUAACUUCCAGCCUUUUCGCUCAUGCCCUUUUCAGAAGAUAAUGGUAUCUUCUUUCCCCACUUGCUUGAACUUUGUGUUGGCUGUUGAUUGUGUUCCAGUUGCAGUCUUCGUAGUUGGAUGCGUUAUAAUCUAAUUAUUCAAAUACUGAGGGACUGUGAGGGCAGGUGGGAAAGCAAGAUUUUGCAUACGUCACGAAUGAGAGUAACACCCAUAAAGACAUGUGAAGGCCUUGUAGAAGAAAGAAAAUAAUGACCCAUUCUCUGGUCCCGUCUGCACAUGGGAGCAAAGAAGAGGAAAUAAAUUUCUGGGAUCCCUCUUGUGAGAAUACUGUGUUCCUGAUCACUGUAACUGCAGCAUAAUGCCUUGUGCACUUGGAUAGCUUCCCUAAUGACUCUGGAGUUUGUGCUUGUAGGGAAGAAAUUGGUAAUCAUAGUAUCCACACAGGUUUGUUUUUUAAUCAUCUUUUCUUACAUGAUCCCUAUGGCCAGAUGCCUUCGGAAAUGUAAGAAGUGAAUCAGUCUCAGUACCUAGUUGCACAAUUUGUGUCCUGUUUAAAAUAGACUUUGCUGCACUUUCGUUGACAGUAACCGGGGGGACUGCUACGCCAACAUGCUUGCAUUUUUUUUAAAAAAAUGUGGCACUGAGCUUUGAUCUGUAAAUCAAACUUCCUGUACCCACCAAACAUAAUGCAAGUUUGUAUUAUGAAAAAAAAAGGGCUGGUGUGAGAAGCAGACAUCUAAAAGAAUCCACGAGGCCUCAGCUGAAAAGGGAAGAUUCUUAAGCCUGUGGACUUGUAGAAUAGGGAGGACUAUCUUCCUCUUUGCAUACUAAGGACUGGAGUUUGCAGGAAUACUUUCCCUGAUGUUGGUGGUCUUAUAGCAAGAUUGUAGAUACUGUACAUGUUCUCUAAGAAGGUUUCCAUGUGCACCAGCAUGUUAGGACAUAGGCACUCUUCCUGUGGACUGUUUCAUGACCGUUGAGUUCAGAGAUUUCUAAAACCGACUGAAGUAGAUUGUCAAAACACUAAGCUUGGAAGGCAUUCCAAACAGCUAAUUGCCUGGAAAGCAGAGGUUUUGUGCAGUCUCUAAGGCGGACAGAACAGUGGCAUCGGUGGCAUUUAAAUCCUUGCUCUCUUUAUCACAAUUAUCGUUGCGUACAGUAUUUGGCAAACACAAAAAAGGCCUUAAUUAUACACUUAACCCUUUCAGCUAAUGUGAAAAAGCAAGUUAUUGCUACAGUAACUUGGACCAUUUCACACACAUAGUAGAAUCUAAUGGUAAAGCUUCUCCCAUACUGUAUCACUUCAGCAUUUGUGUAGGAAUCUUGCCCUAAAAACUCUCUAAACUUCCAAAACUAUCAUUUUGGAGAAAUGGGUUCAGCCUAGCCUUCCUGCCAUGCCAUUUUUCUUUUUCUUAUUUUAUGAAACAAUAUGCAUUUCCCUUCCCUAUGGUCACAGUGGUGCAGUCCAGGAAAUGCCUUACCACUUGAUUUUGCAGAAUAAAAUAAGCUGCCCUAAGCGCAGUACUCAAACUGACCAAAUAUAUCCCAAAUGGCUCUACUUGGGAGCACAGAGGCCCUGAACAACUAGCAGUUGCCUGUUCCUGUUGCUUCACAUGAGGCACACCAAACACAUUCAAAACACAGACUUAGAAAAAACCCAAGAUGACUGAAGUGUUGAGUGACUUUCUGCCACCAGUUCACAACUUGGUACUGUAUGCAACUGGCUCUGCGCAUCUAGUUGAAGUAAUGCUCAUGAGAUGAAAAUGUGGCCUUUUCCAUAUUCCGGAAAGCUUUCUUAUUAGGAACACCUGAUUUCUCUGCAGUUGCCUAAGAAAAAAGGGCCCAAGCAUGUGUGGUGCAAGGGGUAGGCUCCCAUGGUUGGAGGGGAGGGAUAAGGCAAGAUAGUUAAGGAUUCUAAUCAACCCAGCACUCUGUUAGUUGAAUUAAUAGUUGAAGUCACUGAGGAGAAAAUUUGAUAAAACUGAAAAUAUGCUGAUCACAUGCAAAACCACACUACUAGUGUUGUCAGUUGUUGUUUUUUAUUUGUUGUAAUAUAUUUGGUUUUUUCUAAUUUAAAUUUUCACUAUUGCCUGACUGUGAACUGCAAACAGUGUUAACUUGAUGUAAAUAAGGGCCUUUGGAGGAGGUGCCUCUGCCUGUUGUUCCACAAAGAUUUUUGCCAAUUUGCAUUUUGUUUUAAAUAAAAGUUGCAAUAUUUUAUUGGCAAAUAAAUGUUGAUACAUUA
Messenger RNA from Rhineura floridana, 11179 nucleotides. It is a transcript of the gene ABL2, whose product is annotated as ABL proto-oncogene 2, non-receptor tyrosine kinase. NCBI's taxonomy places the organism in Eukaryota, Metazoa, Chordata, Lepidosauria, Squamata, Rhineuridae. The transcript has 11 exons. Gene Ontology annotation, biological process: regulation of apoptotic process; protein phosphorylation. The record is from RefSeq and is a predicted model, not a curated record. Gene Ontology annotation, molecular function: non-membrane spanning protein tyrosine kinase activity; ATP binding; protein binding. Bases 281 to 3814 code for a protein of 1177 amino acids.